Messenger RNA from Myxozyma melibiosi, 912 nucleotides. RefSeq lists its product as uncharacterized. NCBI's taxonomy places the organism in Eukaryota, Fungi, Ascomycota, Lipomycetes, Lipomycetales, Lipomycetaceae. Bases 338 to 832 code for a protein of 164 amino acids. The transcript has a single exon. The record is from RefSeq and is a predicted model, not a curated record.
CUUCUAGAAGGGCAGCAAGGGGAGGUGACAGGCCCUGGCAGACCUCCGUGGGAUAACGGUCUCUAGGCCGGUGACUACUGCUGUUGCUGCUGCUGCUGCCUUGCCUCUCUGCAUUCUCCUUCGUCUUGCCAGAGCCGGUUCAGUAAAAAAUUUUGCAUCCUUUGUUGGGACCCCAUCUCGUCAUCGCGGAGGCGAAGAGGGUCCGUGGGAGAGUGAUGCCGUGCGCAGGAACCGAGAGAGGGGAAACAGACAAAGUCUGGGAGCACGAGACGCGGGGUGGUUGGUGUUAGACAUCGACGGACAAAAGCGAGGCAAGCGAGGGCUGCUCGAAGCGAGGAUGAGGAGGCGAGAGACAAGCAGGAGCACAAGGCCAGGUCCAAACCGUCGACAAAACGAGACACUGCGGACCUGCGAGAAGGUGGCACGCUCUCGUUAUCAGGGAGUUACCGCGCACAGCCCCUCUCAAAUGAUCAGGCAGCCGAACACGAUUGCGCUACACGUAGCCAAAAGACGGAGGAAUUCCAGAAGAGCGGUGUCGUAUUUUUUUGGGCUUACGCUUUGCGGGCAUCUCCAAUAUCGCUACUGCAUGUACUAUCUACCGCUGUGCUUCUACAUCUGUGAGAGCGCAAAAGUCCGCAAAUCUGGCUGUCACCACCCUUGUUCGAGAUGCAAUGCAAGCCAUCACCAGCGUGGAUCUAGACGCACACGCACAGCGCUCGGCAGACCCUGGCUUUUUCUGCGCACGAGAGAUGGCCGAUUAUCUUCAGGAACUCCUGUUAUUACCAAACUGCAGAACGAAAGCUGGAACUUGGUCCUCAUCGGCAAAACAUGACGUAGAGCGGUUGGACCUGACCGAAUGGACCUGCCUGCUGCCAUAUGACCUCGAGUUGGUGCCGCGCAAGGCAGCCAAUG